AUGAACGAUAUGAUUGCGUCCACCUUCGGACGGCAAAACUUUCUUUAUUGCAAUGAGUCUGCUCGUGAAGUGCAUGAGAGCUUGGAGCGGGGCAUCUCGCAGCAAAAUAUUGUCACAUUGGAUAUCUCUCGCUUCAUGGGCGCAACUGCCCUUGAUGUGGGCUGCGGCUUCGGUCGGUGGACUGCCAUGCUGCAGCACAUUGGUGCCAAAGUCACUUCAGUUGAUGCGUCGCCACAUGCUGUCAUAUCCACGCGGCGCUUCAACCCAGACACUCACCAGAUGACGCUCUUUGAGCUUCCUACCCUGGAGAAUUUUGAGGCAGGCUUCGACACGGUGAUUUGCUGGGGUGUGCUUCACCACACCCAUGACCCAUACAAAGGUUUCAAGAUCGUGGCUUCUGCCCUUCGAGAAGGUGGUUUUCUAUUUAUACAGGUGUACAAUGACCGGGCGAAGGCAGGCUUUCACUACACGCUGUCGAAGGGCCCCAAGGUGCAGAGCGUCCUGGUCGACUUUGUGAAGAAACAAUGGCUCCGCACCUUGAAGCGAGACAUCGACGCCCUACGAUUCGACUAUCCCCAAUGGGGCUUGACAUUGCAGGCUCGCUUUGUGCACCGCGAAGUCAUUUGGGACGCUGUCUUCAAGUCUCCAAAUAGCUCCCUCAGUUCCAACGGUACCAAUGUUCUGGCGCAAGAGCGCAUCAACCGGAUUUUGGAGAUAGUGAAAGGGGAGAAGCUUGCCAAGAGCGGGCCAAAGCCAAAAUCCAAGGGACAGCAGGAGAAGGGUCGAAAAACAGGCCGUGGCAAGCAAGACGAAAGCAUGGAUCUUGAACACGCACCAAGCGCUGCCAAUGCCAAGGUAUGGAUGAGGAAAUCUGACGCAAAAGUACCGGCGACUUCGUCCUUGAAUGCACAUGCGCCAGAGUUCACUCCCCAACGUCUUCCAGGAGACUCAGCCUUCCCGGACGGACAUGGUGGCCACGACCAUUGGACAUGGAAGCAAGAACGGUCAGCCUGGGACAUGUCUGUGCACAGCCAGUUUCCAGAGGUCGUGCCUGGAGUGCGAGAAGGGGAGUUUCUCGGGUUGCAGUGUAUUGCAGAGAUGGGUGAAUGGAUGGUUCUUCGAGAGACAAAGGCAAAUGCAAGGCCUUUCUUCUGGAAUAUUUCCACAGAAGCAAAGUCCUGGGAAGCACCGGUGAUACUCCAAGAGCUUGGGGUUGCUGAAGUGCUCCAGAAAUGGUCUGAAGAUUUGGAUGCGUUUGGUAUUGAGCCAAGCCCAGCUCUACGCAAUCCACGCCUUCGGCGAAAGGAUCGGAGACUUCGGGACGAUGCGGUGCUUUCCGUGCCGCCAGGCUUUGCAUAA
Molecule: messenger RNA, 1359 nt
Organism: Durusdinium trenchii
Lineage: Eukaryota; Dinophyceae; Suessiales; Symbiodiniaceae
Source: the annotation of a GenBank genome assembly